AUCUGCUAUCCCCUUAUGUAAUCUGUGCCCGUGAUAACCUGUUUUCAUAUCACAAAGAGUGCUGUAUAGUGUAUAAGGUCAUCUAUUCGUUGAGAUACAGCGGACAACUUGAGACGUGUCAAAAUGUUUAAAUUUGUUCUUUUAUUUGCCGGCAUUGCGCUAUGCCAAGCCGACCUUCCAGUAACGCCGCCAAAAACACCUUCUGCGACCCCUCCGCCCGUGAAGUGUGGACUAACCCCUACAGAAAUACACAAAUGCCUGGGAAAUCCGAAGCUGGUGACCAGAGAUAUCACCGCGCAAUGCAACUCCAAGGGGCCUAAUGAGUGCGAGCGCCUGAAGUGCAUCUUCAGUAAAUCAGGCUGGAUGAGCGGCGACGCCAUCGACAAGGCCAAAGUCACCGCUCACUUCGAGCAGUUCGUUAAAGACCACCCUGAUUGGGCGCCGGCUGUCAACCAAGUCAAGGCUUCUUGCCUGGCGGGGAGCCUGCCUACACAGGGUGUGUACCUCAACUGCCCAGCGUAUGAUAUCAUCCAUUGCGUGCUGACUGUAUUCUUCAAGAACGCGCAACCCUCCCAAUGGUCAACGACCGCAGAAUGUACCUACGCGCGGCAGUUCGCCGCGGCCUGCCCGAUUUGUCCUGAAGACUGUUUUGCCGCAGCCAUCCCUUAUGGCUCUUGCAAUGCCUGCAGAUUGUUACCCCAGAUUCCCCAAACUCCAUAACCUUUUGACUUAAUUACGUUUUGUCAUAACUACACUAAUAAAACAAUUUGCCGAACUCUUGGAGUAAUUCAAAAAAUAACUAAACUUAAGUAAUAAAUAAAUAAAUUUUGAUCAAAUCCUACAAACUCAUUUUGUUAUUAAAAAAUCAUUCGAUCGACAAGAUCGUUCGCAA
This is a messenger RNA of Cydia pomonella (codling moth), 892 nucleotides long. RefSeq lists its product as uncharacterized. The record is from RefSeq and is a predicted model, not a curated record. The transcript is spliced from 6 exons. NCBI's taxonomy places the organism in Eukaryota, Metazoa, Arthropoda, Insecta, Lepidoptera, Tortricidae. The coding region runs from base 124 to 720 and encodes 198 amino acids.